Molecule: messenger RNA, 300 nt
Organism: Penicillium diatomitis
Lineage: Eukaryota; Fungi; Ascomycota; Eurotiomycetes; Eurotiales; Aspergillaceae
Product: FAD binding domain protein
Exons: 1
Coding region: 1-300 (99 amino acids)
Molecular function (GO): FAD binding
Source: RefSeq, a predicted model, not a curated record
AUGAAACAGCGGAUCGAAGAGAUCGCUGGCAUCACCGUUGGAUACCACACAACCCUCUGCGAGUUGAAUAUCGACACCGCUCAGCUUGGCUAUCCUGAGGGAUUUGCCUGUACAGCCCAGGUUCAACAGCUGCGGAAUGGGACCAUUGAAAAAGAAAUCAUCAGGGCCAAGUACGUGAUUGGGGCCGAUGGUGGAAAAUCAAUGACGCGUAAAGUACUCGACAUUGGCAUGGAUGGGGUGCAAGGCACGUCAAUAUGGGGAGUCAUGGACUUUGCAGGGAGCUCGGACUUUCCAGAGUAG